GCUUAGCAACUCGAUCGAGUGUUCAAAGCUGCUGGCGCCGAAGGCUAAAGUUGCGGUUUCGGCAAUACACAACUGAAUCCGCUGUCCUUAUAAGCACCCUCUCUCCGACUAAGAUUUACCGUGCCCCUUAUGCAUGAACCAUGACACGUUCUCCCAGUCCCUCGUCCUCACUCGACAGUGAAGUCGAUGGUGGGGAAUCACCAUACUUGCGGUUUGAGAAGUUUCACCAUCCAAUACGAGCCCCAUCCUCUCAACCUCCAAGCCUCCUCACAGGCUCCAUCAUCCUCCUCAGCUCUCUCACAUUUCUCGUCCUAGGGGGUUACGCCACCCUAUUCAGUGCUUUCCUACCUCGAACAGGGAUCUAUUUGUUGGACGUCCUGGCGGAUGAUAGGCACUACAAAUACUUUGUGGUAUUGCUUAUACCCACUACGGCGUAUUUUGUCAUUGCGAAUUGGGUUGGGUGGCAAUAUUAUCGCAAUUCAUGACAUUGACAAUCGUAAUCGGGAUUAAGGACUCUCACGCUAUUCGACAAUCCUCGCUGAGAACGGUACCUGCCAGCAAGGCCACGGUGGCUUACUGCGAUUCACAAUUCACAACAUCGUGGCUUAAAGUUCAAGGGAACUGUACCACCUUGCAAGUCACCUGGAGCAUUUUUGGGCACUCGUUAAGAACUGCAGUUCCGAGGGUUUAUGCAUGUUUGGAAUGAGCGCAGUAUGUGGCCAGAAUUGGUCUCAGCUUGCCAAUACAACGCGACUUCUACAUUUGUUGGAUCCGUCUUGUCAGCACGUCCCCUAAAAAGUUGACGGUACAGAAGUGCCUUGCAAGGUUGUGCACGAGUUUUCCAUCAUGCUUUCGCAGUCUGGUGCUCCGUGGCGACUUUUGCAUCCAUGACACUGUAGGUGAUGUACAUAGGUGCUACUUUGGUGAGGACCAUUGCUAUUCUACAGUUGCGGACAAGCCAAAUCGACAAAGUCAGUCGACCGUUGAUGUAGCGUUCAACACAUGUCCGAUAAGCUUUUAAACCAGUAGUACAAUGAUUCUGAACUGCAAUGAGCAGAACUGCACGAGCCGAUUCUUCAAAAAAUAAGUUUUAACUUUUGGA
Messenger RNA from Somion occarium, 1102 nucleotides. The record is from the annotation of a GenBank genome assembly. NCBI's taxonomy places the organism in Eukaryota, Fungi, Basidiomycota, Agaricomycetes, Polyporales, Cerrenaceae.